Messenger RNA from Peniophora sp. CBMAI 1063, 1443 nucleotides. The record is from the annotation of a GenBank genome assembly. NCBI's taxonomy places the organism in Eukaryota, Fungi, Basidiomycota, Agaricomycetes, Russulales, Peniophoraceae.
AUGAAUAAGGCUACCUCACUGCUGUCUCUACCGACUGAACUCGUACAGCACGUUGCGAUAUCAGCUUGGACGGCCCGAGAUGUACUUUCUCUCGCGCAUUCGAAUCGUUUGCUACAUGGUGCCAUCACGACCCCGCUCGUCUUCCGAACGAGGCUGCUCAACGCCAGAUGGGAUACAUCCGUGUGGGAAGAGGAGGCCCGUGGACUUUCAAGCGAUGAAGCCCUUCAUCUCUGGAUCCGAGCAGACGCUAGCUCCGGCGCCGUCGCAACGAUGCUUCUCGAGGCGCGGGAUCCUCAAUACUUCGAACUGCAUGACACGCUGUAUCGGGUAUACUACCCUAGACUUACGUUCACCCAAUGGGGCUCAGUCUUGUGCGAUUGUGGGGAGGACGAUAUACGUGCCCUGGACGACUUACUUGCACAAGGAGAGCAUCUACGUUUGAUCAACGGAGAUGGAGUGUGGACAUGGAUGACUGGCUUUGUCAGGCCAUUCAGUCAUGUCCUCUCCCAUAACAAUUCUCGCACUUCGGGGAACCUGGAUAAGCUCAUCUCUUUAGCGGAAAACGGGAAUGUCUGGAAAGUCGUUUUACGUACACUAUUGGGAUUGGUGCACAAUCGAGUGCUGACCCAGCGCCUGGUCAUACUGCCUCCGGACUUCUACCCAGAUCUCACUCCCGACCUCGGCGCAGUCCUCUACCAUGCCUUUGACCUUGAGCGGUUUGCAUCGGCUUUCGCUCACUUUACUCUUUCGUGCGAUCAAGCUGAUCUGGAGCGCAUCUUUGGAGCUUUCAGGGAGGACAUCUGGCCCGCGUAUACAGCACGCCACUGGGCGAAUAACACGGCGCGCCUUACACACGAGCGUUUCUUUGGCUCAUGGAUUGCCACUGCUCACGACGGCAACUACCCACAAACCGUUACUGAGACACGCCGGUUCUCGUCCUCGUUCCUUUGCAUAGUGGCGUUCUAUCUGGACCUACGUCUUUCCCCUUCGCAAGAUGAUUCUCUUUCUCCGCCACGACUACCUCGAGGACAAGGUGCACGCAUCUGGACGGAUUUGCUUCCCCGUCACAGUCUAGAGGGCACCCCCUUACACCAUCUGCCGAACGAUGGUGGACGACGAGCAUGGGGAGGAUACUACGGUUACUAUGCGCGGAGCAUAGGUAGAUACCGCGACCCACCAAUGAUAUUGGACCUCGCCGUUGCUGUCGCUCAGGAGGAUAUGAUACACCUGUUUGGAGAAGGACAGGACAACGUCGGCUCUUUCACGCUCUCAGUACGCGUGGCUAGACGGACUGGUCUAUUUGACGGGAUCAAGUCGUACACCCAUGAUCAGUUGCGUUGGGACUGGCGGGGAUGUGUGACACCGUUUGGGUUGGUGGGUCGCUGGGGAGAUAGGCAUCAAGGGGGGCCAGUAUGGAUAUGGCCGAGGGAGUGGAGCGAGUAG